Molecule: messenger RNA, 1691 nt
Organism: Drosophila simulans
Lineage: Eukaryota; Metazoa; Arthropoda; Insecta; Diptera; Drosophilidae
Gene: T3dh
Product: probable hydroxyacid-oxoacid transhydrogenase, mitochondrial
Exons: 5
Coding region: 72-1466 (464 amino acids)
Cellular component (GO): mitochondrion
Molecular function (GO): metal ion binding; alcohol dehydrogenase (NAD+) activity
Source: RefSeq, a predicted model, not a curated record
GCGCCAGCUAUCGAUUCGGCGGGUUCUUAUCAAACGAAAGACCAGACCAGCUGAUUUCAUUUAUAUACAGAAUGUCGCGGAAGAAUGUCUUAGGUUUGAUCAACACGAUCGUGGCCAACUCCUGCAAGUGCCCCGCCCACUCGCAUAACUAUGGCUCAGCAGCUCCAACCGCCUCCCAAACGGGUCGCAUGGAAUACGCCUUCGAGAUGUCAGCCUCGACUGUUCGAUUCGGACCCGGAGUAAGUGCCGAAGUGGGAGCCGAUCUUCGCAACUUGGGAGCUCGGAAGGUUUGUUUGGUCACGGAUAAAAAUGUGGCGCAGUUGCCCUCUGUGAAAGUUGCCUUGGAUUCUCUGGCUCGUAAUGGCAUCAACUACGAAGUCUAUGAUCAAACCCGGGUGGAGCCCACGGAUGGGAGCAUGUGGCAUGCCGUGGAGUUUGCGCGCGGCAAGGAAUUCGAUGCAUUUCUGGCCAUCGGAGGAGGAUCUGCCAUGGAUACAGCCAAGGCAGCAAAUCUUUUUAGUAGUGAUCCGAAUGCAGAGUUUUUGGAUUAUGUGAACUGCCCAAUUGGCAAAGGCAAGGAGAUAUCCGUAAAACUGAAGCCCCUGAUUGCGAUGCCCACCACUUCGGGAACUGGUUCCGAAACCACUGGAGUAGCUAUAUUUGAUUACAAGAAGUUGCAUGCCAAAACUGGGAUUUCCAGCAAGUUCCUCAAACCUACUUUGGCUGUGAUUGAUCCUCUGCACACCCUAUCCCAGCCGGAACGUGUAAUGGCUUUCGCUGGCUUUGAUGUGUUCUGUCAUGCCCUGGAGAGUUUCACGGCGGUGGAUUACAGGGAACGCGGUCCGGCGCCCAGUGAUCCCAGCUUGAGACCCACCUACCAGGGCAGGAAUCCAGUGUCGGAUGUGUGGGCACGAUUCGCCUUGGAGACGAUAAGGAAAAACUUUGUGAACGCCAUUUACCAGCCUGAUAACCUGGAAGCCCGAUCCCAGAUGCACCUGGCUUCCACGAUGGCUGGCGUGGGAUUUGGUAAUGCCGGAGUGCACCUGUGUCAUGGCCUUUCCUACCCUAUUUCUGGAAAUGUGAGGGACUACAAGCCAAAGGGCUACUCCGCGGAUCACUCUCUUAUUCCACACGGCCUAUCCGUGGUGAUCAGUGCUCCGGCGGUCUUUGAGUUCACUGCUCCAGCUUGUCCGGAUCGGCAUUUGGAGGCUGCCCAGUUGCUGGGCGCAGAAGUGCGAGGUGUCCAAAAAGCAGACGCCGGUCGUCUUUUGGCGGACACUGUACGCGGUUUUAUGCAACGCGCGGGCAUAGAAAAUGGCCUCCGAGAGCUGGGAUUUUUUAGCAGCGAUAUACCCGCCUUGGUGGAGGGAACCCUGCCCCAGGAAAGGAUCACUAAGCUAGCACCCAGGGCCCAGACGCAUGAAAACCUGUCGCAACUCUUCGAGAACUCCAUGGAGGUCUAUUAAUUUGAAGCCAAAACUUACCCACGCUCAACUUGUUCUCUUGAAGAAAAAAUGUUAAACUAACGGAUCUUCGUUUAAUAUCUGACCGUACUUGAGCUUUCAAAAUUCCAAUUUUUUUAAAGCGCAUAAAUAGCUUAGAGUGGACCACUUACUUUUGGGUGGACUUAUGUAUAUACGAAAAAUACCAUUAAAAAAAAUAUACAGAAUCACUGGAAAUUUGAUGCCCUA